Theobroma cacao (cacao) is the source of this 1715-nucleotide messenger RNA. It is a transcript of the gene CYCB1;4, whose product is annotated as Cyclin B1;4. Gene Ontology annotation, molecular function: cyclin-dependent protein serine/threonine kinase regulator activity. Lineage: Eukaryota; Viridiplantae; Streptophyta; Magnoliopsida; Malvales; Malvaceae. Gene Ontology annotation, biological process: mitotic cell cycle phase transition. The record is from RefSeq and is a predicted model, not a curated record.
AUUAACAAAGAAAAAUCCAUUCAGAAACACAAAAUAACAAAACAAAGGGAAAAGAGUAGAGACCAAGGAUUUUUUGCAGUGAGGAAAAGAGUUAUAGGGUGGCGACUAGUAAUCCAGAAGGGGAGACGCGUGGAAGCCGUCUCCAAGUGUUCCUUUCAUCAUUGUUGGCCAGCAUUGGUGGAGUUUUAGGCCAGGUUGUAGAACAAGAAGAAGAACCAGUGAUGGCGUCUAGACUUAUUGCUCCUCAGCGGGAAAAUAAUGGAGAAGUGAAGCAGAAAAAUGUGAUAGCAGAUGGAAGGAAUCGAAGAGUUCUUCAAGACAUUGGCAAUUUUGUCAACGAACGAGCUGCACAGCGAAAGAAUCCAAUUACUGAGGGAAUUGGUGCUGUUGCACAAGCUGUGAAAGGAGGUGGCCGUGCAGUGACGAAGGUGGUAGCAGCCCAAAGGAAGGUAGAUGACAAGGCUGACAAACCAAAACCUGAGACUGUGAUCGUGAUAAGCUCUGAUGAAAAAACUGAGGAAAGCAGACCUGUUAGCAGAAGAGAAGGGUCUUCAAGGAAGGAAGUCAAAACGCUCACUGCAAUCCUCUCUGCUCGAAGCAAGGCUGCUUGUGGACUUACCAAUAAGCAUAAUGAUUCGAUUGAGGACAUUGAUGGAGCUGAUGUUGGUAAUGAGUUGGCUGUUGCUGAAUAUGUGGAUGAUAUCUACAAGUUCUACAAGCUCACAGAAAACGACUGUCAAGUACAUGACUAUAUGGAUUUGCAGCCAGAUAUCAAUGCAAAGAUGAGAUCCAUUCUCGUGGACUGGUUGAUUGAAGUCCAUCGCAAAUUCGAUCUUAUGCCAGAAACCCUAUAUCUUACCAUGAAUAUUGUUGAUCGAAUCCUUUCUAUGAAGGUUGUUCAAAGAAAGGAACUUCAGUUAGUAGGCAUUAGUGCAAUGCUCAUAGCAUGCAAGUAUGAAGAGAUUUGGGCACCAGAGGUCAAUGACUUUGUUUUCAUAUCAGACAAUGCUUAUGCUAGAGAGCAGGUCUUGGCCAUGGAGAAAGCAAUCUUGGAUAAGUUAGAAUGGUACUUAACAGUUCCUACACCAUAUGUCUUCCUCGUCCGAUAUAUCAAAGCCUCCAUUCCAUCUGAUGAUAAGAUGGAGGAUUUGGUGUUUUUCCUUGCCGAGCUUGGUCUGAUGCAAUACCCAACUGUAGUUUUGUGCUGUCCUUCCAUGCUAGCCGCUGCUGCAGUGUAUGCUGCAAGAUGCACCCUUGACAAGAGCCCUCUUUGGAGUGAAACUCUGAAGCACCACACCGGCUACUCUGAAGACCAGCUAAAGAGUUGGGCAAAAUUGUUGGUUAAAUUUCACGCCACAGCUGCAGAAAGUAAGCUCAAGGCAGUAUAUCGGAAAUUCUCAAGUCCAGAUCGCGGUGCCGUGGCUCUCCUUUCACCCGCGAAAAGCCUUUUGCCAAAUCAUCACGGAGAGUAGUUAUACAGUUGACUUGUGUAUCUCGACAAUUAACUAGUGGCUGUUAUAUUUGAAUGCUUUUGUGUUCCUUGAUAUCUGGAUAGGGUGAUCAUGUUUCUGUUAUGAUCUAUCUGGUGAUUUGUACAUUUUUCUCCUUUGAAUUGUGGUGCUAUCUAGUGUUUUUGUAAAGGUGGUUGAUGCUUAGUCGCAUUUUGCUUUUUUUCCUCUUUCAGACUGCUAAUUUACUUGGUUUUUUGUUCCUUC